GGAAAAGGAAGUAGCGGUGCGCUGGAGCGCCAGCGGUGACCGCGACGACAGCGGUGACCGGGCGAGGAGAAGGCAGCAGCGGGUUGCCGAUUAGAGGCGGGGCCGCCUCCUCGGAGCGGCUUGGGACGAGAGUCAGAAUUGCUUGGAUUCAGCACCGCUUCCAGCCAUGGGUUUGUCUGCAUCUACCCCUGCUGUUGCAGUUCAGACCUCAAAUGCUUCAAAUCGUCAGACAGCAUCCCCGCCUUCAGGAUGUCCCAUGCAUGAAGGGAAAGUGAAAGGCUGUCCAGUGAGCGCAGAGCCAUCUGACCCAACUUGUGAGAACAAAAUGAACUCUGUGCCUGCCCACCAAGAUCGUGCAUAUGAGUACGUGGAAUGUCCUGUUAUGGGAGCUAUGGCUGAGAAUAAGGAGAACCUAGAUCCUUCUAAUCUGAUGCCACCACCGAAUCAGAUGCCGGCCCCUGACCAGCCAUUUGCACUAUCUACUGUGAGAGAGGAAUCAUCCAUUCCGAGAGCAGAUUCAGAGAAAAAGUGGGUCUAUCCUUCCGAACAGAUGUUCUGGAAUGCAAUGUUACGGAAAGGGUGGAAGUGGAAGGAUGACGAUAUUAGUCAGAAAGAUAUGUAUAACAUCAUCAGAAUUCACAAUCAGAAUAACGAACAAGCCUGGAAGGAGAUUUUGAAGUGGGAAGCCCUUCAUGCUGCGGAGUGUCCCUGUGGUCCAUCAUUGAUCCGGUUCGGAGGUAAAGCGAAAGAGUACUCGCCGAGGGCAAGAAUUCGUUCCUGGAUGGGGUAUGAGCUGCCUUUCGACAGGCACGAUUGGAUCAUCAACCGUUGUGGGACUGAAGUCAGGUACGUCAUCGACUACUACGACGGUGGCGAAGUCAACCAGGACUACCAGUUCACCAUCCUGGACGUCCGGCCCGCCCUGGAUUCCUUUUCGGCCGUGUGGGACAGAAUGAAGGUUGCGUGGUGGCGCUGGACUUCCUAACCAUUGCUUUGUUAGACAUGGGAAAAUAGAAACUAUUUUUUUUUUCUGAGCAAUACAUUAAACUAUUUUCCCCAAACUGAAUUGCUCUCCUGGUGUAAUGGGAAUGUCAAGUGGGUACUGACACCAUACACUUCACGUAGGGAGGGUUCCCUACACCGUGUUCAUUUGUUUUUACCUUGCACAGUUUUUAGCAGGUCGUUGGAGGUUUCCUUCCAACUUGGCUUAAGUGGGAAACAGUCCCUUGGUUUUUCUUUUAGCUGCAGUAUUGCCAAUGUAUUUAAUCUAGAAAAGUAAAGGUGUGAAAAAAUUUUUUCCUUAUAAUGUGAAGAGAGCUACUUUUUUCUUUACUAUUUCUCAGGAAUACUUGAGAUGUAGGCCUGAAAGCCCGUGUUAUGCUGAGGAGUUUUUAUCUGGCCAAAUAUUUGAACUAGUGCUAUUCAUCAUAGAGAUGUAGUUCUGCCUUUGAAAAAGUUACACCAGCAUUUUCAUUGACCCCACAGGGACAGUACUCCCUUAAAAGAAUGCAGAGGAAGAUGCUGGAAAUGUACUCGGCAAAACUAAGGCAUCUUGGCUCUGGAUUCUCCAUUGUGAGAAUUUUUUAGGCUGGACCUUGUUAUAGGACAGUUUCACCUGCCCCGUAAUUUGAGGAUGCACGUGCACUGGAAUAGAGGUUUUCACUUCUUACAGAUUUUCACUUUAAUUCCGACUGUCCCGAUAUAGAACUCUGCUCCCAGUAAGCACGUCUUCUAGCCUGUGGCAUUGGCCAGUUUAUCCCAGCUCUGAGUCCUGCUUCUCCUGCCUGAAGCACUCCUCCAGUCAGCAUAGCCAGAACCUUGAAGGUUUGGUGCAAGUCCCGGCACCAGGAUGGUCCCUCUCCAAAAUACGAUUCUAUUUUGUCGAGUGUUAGAAUUCACAAGAAGAGUAUUUUUUCCCAGAUGCAGGAAGUUUGCAUCAACUCAGUCUCUGUGCAGACUUGUUUUUAAGGGAGCUCUAAGUUUGCCGUUGAAACUCUCCCUACCAGCGAUCCAUAAAUUGGUUCUGCUUAGAGCAGCAUGUUACAAAUGAGUGUUGGCUUUUUUUUCUUAAGUGUUGAUCCCAUGAAUUCUGUUGAUUUCCCUGGAGUCUAUCCUUAAGUUAGGAGAAGGAACUGGAAGGCGGGAGUGAUUCAUUUGAUAUUGAUUUCUUUGUUGUGCCAGUUUUCUGUGGUGUUUUUGAAAUCCAACAACUUGAAACUCUUCUACAUGUCAAAAUAUUUGUAUAUUUUAAAAUAAAAUAAAGCUGAUAGUUAACAGGU
Molecule: messenger RNA, 2279 nt
Organism: Nyctereutes procyonoides (raccoon dog)
Lineage: Eukaryota; Metazoa; Chordata; Mammalia; Carnivora; Canidae
Product: holocytochrome c-type synthase
Exons: 7
Coding region: 167-985 (272 amino acids)
Biological process (GO): cytochrome c-heme linkage
Cellular component (GO): mitochondrion
Molecular function (GO): holocytochrome-c synthase activity
Source: RefSeq, a predicted model, not a curated record